This is a messenger RNA of Peromyscus eremicus (cactus mouse), 3848 nucleotides long. It is a transcript of the gene Emilin2, whose product is annotated as elastin microfibril interfacer 2. The transcript has 8 exons. NCBI's taxonomy places the organism in Eukaryota, Metazoa, Chordata, Mammalia, Rodentia, Cricetidae. Gene Ontology annotation, molecular function: protein binding. The record is from RefSeq and is a predicted model, not a curated record. Bases 1 to 3225 code for a protein of 1074 amino acids.
AUGUGGCAGGCAACCCCGCCCGGACCCCGCGCGCCCUGCCGCUGGGCGCCGGCCCUGCUGGCCCUGCUGGCCCUGGGCGGCGCGGGGCUGUGCCACGCGAGCUCGCAGCCUGGGUACCACGCGCGGCCCAGCGCCAGGAACAAGAACUGGUGCGCCUACAUCGUGAAUAAGAACGUGAGCUGCACAGUUCAGGAAGGAAGCGAGAGUUUUAUUCAGGCUCAGUACAACUGUCCCUGGAACCAGAUGCCCUGUCCAUCUGCUCUGGUGUAUCGGGUAACCUUAAGACCCAGAUUCGUCACUAGGUACAAGACAGUGACACAGUUGGAAUGGAGGUGCUGUCCUGGCUUUAGAGGAGCAGACUGCCAAGAAGGUCCCAAAGACCCCCUGAAGACCCCUCGGCCCCCACCUGCUCGACCGAGAAACAACCUGAAGAAAGCCACAGAUACUGAUCCGAGCCGAGUCUCACAGCCUAAAGAAACUUUGUCCCCGACGGAGGCAGUGGAACCAGGUCAUGUAGCAGCAGAUCCAAGGCAAGGUCCUCCAGAACUUCAGCAAACGAAAGUCCAGGUGCUGGAGGAGAAGGUCGUCCGACUCACCAGGAUGGUGCUGGAUCUCCAGUCCUCUGUGGCAGGACUGAAGGAGAACCUCAAACACUCUAUUCAAGAUGAUGGCAUCAAAGGGCCAGCCCCGUGGCUCGGUCACCUGCACCCUCAGCCAACCCCUGACAGCACCUUUGCCGGAGACGCAGAGCCGAGCCAGCUUCCUGGCCUCCAUAGCAAGGAGUCUGGUAUGAAAGACAUCAAAUCUGAACUGGCUGAAGUCAAAGACACCCUGAAGACCAAGAGCGAUAAGCUGGAAGAGCUAGAUGGGAAGGUAAAGGGCUAUGAAGGGCAGCUCAAGCAGCUACAGGAGGCUGCCCAGGGCCCCACAGUCACCAUGACAACCAAUGAGCUGUACCAAGCCUAUGUGGAUAGCAAGAUAGAUACCCUGAGAGAGGAGCUCAUGGAAGGCAUGGACCGGAAGCUGGCCGACCUGAAGAACACAUGCGAGUACAAGCUGGUGGGUCUGCAGCAGCAAUGUGACGACUAUGGGAGCAGCUACCUGGGGGUGAUAGACCUGAUUGGGGAGAAGGAGACGAGCCUGAGAAAAGACAUCGCCGACCUUCGAGCCCGGCUGCAGGACCCCUCAGCCCAACCAAGUUGCUGCGACGGUCAAAAGAACGGCGACUUUGGCCAACAGAUCAAGACGUUAGACCAGAAAAUCGAGAGAGUUGCUGAGGCCACCAGGAUGCUGAAUGGACGGCUGGACAACGAGUUUGACCGCCUCUCUGUUCCAGAACCGGAUGUGGACUUCGACGCAAGAUGGAACGAGCUGGAUGCGAGGAUCAAUGUGACGGAGAAGAACGCAGAAGAGCACUGCUUUUACAUCGAGGAGACCCUCCGGGGGGCCAUCAAUGGUGAGGUGGAUGACUUGAGGCAGCUUCUCAACCAGAAAAUUCACUCCCUGGAAGACCGUCUGGGGAUCGUUCUGCAGGUGGCCAACAGCUCAGACAUGGAGUUGACACCAGUGAGCCCUGCCUUGCCGGGGCAGCCAGGGGCAGGGAAUGGGCAGGUGCUACUGGAGCUGAACCGCCUGAAGGACAAGGUUCAAGUGGUUGAGGACAUCUGCCUGCAGGGCCUGCCUCACGGGAUAGAUGGUACUUUGCCAAGCGGAGAGGACCUCACACAUGUCAGCCUGAGCCUUUUGGAGUCCCUCAAUGAGACGAUGCACAGGCAGUUCCAGGAAACGGGUCGCAGCAUCCAAAAGCUCCGGGAGGACUUCAGCGCUCUUCAUUCUCAGCUGAACCGCUCAGCAUGCGAGGGGACUUGUUUGCAGGGCAGAGCGGGUGACAGCGGAGCAGGCGACAGUGCCGAAGCAAGCGGGUUUACUAAGACGGGGACACAAGAGAGGACAGAGGGGACCGUCCCUUCCCCCGGGGCCCCCGGGGCUCCGUGCUGCGGCCAGCUGGAGGAACGCUGGCAGAGGCUGCAGACCCACGUGCUGGCCGAGCUGGACACAUGUAAGGAGAGCGCUCACGGGGUUCAGAGUGGGGUGUCCGCGGUGGAGGGCAGAGUGUCUCAGCUGGAGCAGACAUGCAGCAGGCUGGAUGCCAUCUCGGGGGGUCUGCAGAGGAUCAAGGAGGGGCUGAGCAAGCACGUGGGCAGCCUGUGGAACUGCAUCCGGCAGAUGAAUGGGACGCUCAGGUCGCAUUCCAGAGACAUUUCUGGCCUCAAGAACUCCGUGCAGCAAUUCUACAGCCACGUCUUCCAGAUCUCCACCGACUUGCAAGAUCUGGUCAAGUUUCAGCCAUCGGCAACAGAAGAACCCUCAGAAUUACCCCAGCCUCCAUCUGGGAAGACCCCACUGGAACCCACCAGACCUUCAGAGGAGGCCCCCACUGAACCACCCCACCUGACCCCACCUCCGGAGGACUCUUCCAGACCACCACCGACAGGCCAGCGGCCAAUCUUGCCCCAGAGGCCGCUGAAGCCGCCCCCUCUGCCUGCCUGGCCUGGCCGCCCAGGGCUGCCCUACCUGCCUGGCUCUAGUGGGGUCAUCAUGGAGACUGGAGAAGCUGGGCCUCCAGGAAGGAUGGUCAUGUCCGGAAGGGGCCUGCCCCAGGGAGUGGAUGGACAGAUGGGGCAGGGGCCCAUUCCCAGCUCGGAAGGCUAUGCAGGUGCCCCAGGCUACCCCAAGUCACCUCCUGCAGCCACCUCAGGGGUGCCACUGCCUGCUCUGGUGUCCUUUUCAGCCGGUCUUACCCAGAAGCCUUUUCCCAAUGAUGGAGGUGUCGUCCUCUUUAAUAAGGUGCUGGUAAACGAUGGGGAUGUAUACAACCCCAACACUGGGAUCUUCACAGCACCGUACGAUGGGCGCUACCUGAUCACAGCCACCCUCACCCCCGAGAGAGAUGCCUAUGUGGAAGCGGUCCUGUCUGUUUCCAAUGCCAGUGUUGCCCAGCUGCACACAGCUGGGUACAGGAGAGAGUUCCUGGAAUACCAUCGUCCUCCUGGGGCUGUGCACACCUGUGGAGGACCAGGAGCCUUCCACCUCAUUGUGCACUUGAAGGCAGGAGAUGGAGUCAACGUCGUGGUGACUGGGGGCAGGUUGGCCCACACAGACUUUGACGAAAUGUACUCCACCUUUAGUGGUGUUUUCCUGUAUCCUUUCCUUUCCCACCUUUAGGGAAGUCAAGAGGGGAAGGUUGUAAAAACUCCAAAGCUUUAAUAUAUUCAGUUUAUGCAACUGGAGCACUGGUCUAGUUUGCUACACACACUCCACCUGCCCCCAGGAUAAAGGUCUUACCUCACUGUAGAGACUGCUACCCCUUAGGAGUUUACAGGCAGCCUUGGAAAGUGACACAUGGUUAAUGUGGCCCCCAUUUUUCUGGAACUCUAACUGGGCAACGAGAAGACUUGGCAAGUCCCUUUGGCUAGAAGCUGGCUUCUCCUGGGCUAGGCCUAUGCGGUGCUACCUGUGGAGGUUCAAGCUGCUCCCCUGCUGGGCCUGCUGCAGCUGGAGAAUCUGUAGUUGGCCUUCACUGGAGAACACUGGAGCGGAUGGUUCUCUCUACACUGCACGUAGGAGAAUUUAAACACUGAAGUGCUGAUGUGGCCUGGACCCAGAGUUUAAUCUGGGCUGUCCCACACUUGGCUUGCUGUUCCCGUCUGGGACUCAUCUCUGCUCACCUGGGCCCUGCUACAAAGGGGGAUGUAACAGACAUUAUUUAUGAAGCUUGUUGGGCUCCUUAAAUGACAUGUACAAUGUAAGUGCAAAGACAGGGAGCAUCAAUAAAGAUGUCAAAAUCA